GAACAUCGAGCCAGCGAGCAGAAGCGGUUGUUUGGGAAGUUUCUGGACGUAAACAGUGAAACACUAACGUAAACAAUGUUAAAGUCACACCUGUGUGCUGACGGGGUUUAACGAGAGCCUCGACGUUAAUGUAAAUGAGACUUCGUUACAAAAAACACGUGUCGCUGAAAACUUUUAUUUUAUCGAGCUGUGUUAAGUUUAACAUUGCCUAUAAGUGAAAUACGACUAGGUAAUUGUGUAACAGACAAGUUGGCGACUAAAUCAUUUAAGACCGCCCAAUCAUAUUCAAUGUAUUUCCUCUUUUAACAACAAUCUGUCCAAACUAACAGACGAUACAGAGACGAUCUGUAUUCUAUUGGGCUAACCUAAUCUCGUUGGCUAGGUCAAGGUUUUACGAUUAUUGUAUCAUUGCCUGCUUCACACUGCCGAUGUUGGCAUCCGUUCACUAUGGGACACCAGGUGGCAGACAUCAUCAUGGCCCAGGAGACCAAUCAGAGCCCAGUCCCUAUGCUGUGUGCUAAUGGAUGUGGUUUCUAUGGCAACCCUAGGACUAAUGGCAUGUGCUCUGUGUGCCAUAAGGAGCACCUGUCAAGGCAGAACAAUGGAGGAGUCAGUACUUUGACUGCUCUUGGCGGCAACAGUGGCUCCUUAGCUGAAGCGUCUGCCAUCCAGAGGUUAGAGGCCACCUUAAAUAAUGCUGUCGCUGCUGCUGAGGUGGCCGCUGAAGCCGCUGCCUCUGCUGAGGCUGCUUCCGCCAUGGCUCUUAGUGGGGGUUCAGCUGCCAUGUCUGUAACGCAGCAGUUGACUGAGAUGAGCCUCUCCUGCGAGGAGAAAGGAGCAUCGGGGAGCAAAGUAGAGCUCACAGAGCCAGUUUUGACUCAGCCCACGUCCUCGGCCUCUCAUCCCUCCACUGCUGGCAGUGAGCAGUCUAAAGACCCAGAGCCCCAAAAAUCCAAGAAGAAUCGCUGCUUUAUGUGUCGCAAAAAGGUUGGCCUUACAGGUUUUGACUGCCGCUGUGGGAAUCUGUUCUGUGGACUUCACCGUUACUCGGAUAAGCAUAACUGUCCGUACGACUACAAAGCGGAAGCUGCUGACAAGAUUCGCAAAGAGAACCCCGUGGUUGUCGCCGACAAGAUCCAGAGAAUAUGAAAAGGACUCUCAGUUUGACUUUGACCACUGGGAUCUAUAGGCUUUAUUAAAAAAAAAAAAAAUGGACUUGAGCCCGACCUUCUUCCCGAAGGACCCGUUUGUUUUUUCCCCCUCGUUUGUUUCACAUUCAAGAUUUUCUCCCCCCUUGCAUGAAAGUUCACAUCUUUUCAGCCUUCAUUCUUGUUUUUGUGUGCUUCUAACACUUUUUUAAAGGGUUGUAUAUGAGGGGAGGUGGGGGUCCAUAUCAUUGGAAGUGACUGCAGGAGGUUGCUGAUGUAGGAGUCGUUGUGCCGACUGUUUUGUGACACAACCCGCCCGAGAUCGCUUGAACACUGCCUGAAAAAGGGCUCGGACCCUUGGCCCUGUUUGGACUCCAACUUUUCCUGCUGUUCGCUGAUGAAGCCGUCUCAGCCGUGCUUGCUCUCUGCUGGCUUGAGUAGCAAAAUGUUUUUGUUUUUUUCCUGCCUCAUCUGAACUCUGUGAGGUCAGAGUUUAGCCCUCCUUACUGGUCAGACUGGUGAGUUAUCAGCCUCAAAUGCUUCUUUGUGCCGCUGGAAUCUCACCUCCCACCACCACACAGUGCAGACACACAAAAGAAGAAGACUUUGUUGCUAUCCCUUUCCUGCCAGCUGGCUCGUAUUCCUGCCCUCCUGCUGUGUUUGUGUAUGCGGCACGAGAAACGCACCGUAGGUUUCACGAUUUACUUUUUAUUUUCUCCCGUUGACCGUGGGCUGAAUGCUGUGACGCGCUCGGUACCCUGGGAUCUGACUAGCAGGCACGCCAACGUCCUGCUUUGUUGGUCAUAACCAUCCACUGAAGUCAUUAAAUGUUUGUCUCCCUCCUGCCUCCCAGUGGUCUGUAUGCUGUGUGUGACAAGUAGCCUAAACUUGUAUUAAUUUUUGCCUUUGGAAGGGUUUAGCUCCACUAAUAUUUCAUCUUUUACUUCACUAUUGAAUGUUUUCCUCUAUUUUUAAUGUGAGCUGACGAAUUAAAAAAGAAAAGUUGGA
Cyclopterus lumpus (lumpfish) is the source of this 2156-nucleotide messenger RNA. Its product is annotated as AN1-type zinc finger protein 5-like. The coding region runs from base 448 to 1149 and encodes 233 amino acids. The record is from RefSeq and is a predicted model, not a curated record. Gene Ontology annotation, molecular function: DNA binding; zinc ion binding. The transcript is spliced from 6 exons. Lineage: Eukaryota; Metazoa; Chordata; Actinopteri; Perciformes; Cyclopteridae.